Molecule: messenger RNA, 1517 nt
Organism: Polyodon spathula (Mississippi paddlefish)
Lineage: Eukaryota; Metazoa; Chordata; Actinopteri; Acipenseriformes; Polyodontidae
Product: GTP-binding nuclear protein Ran
Exons: 6
Coding region: 129-776 (215 amino acids)
Biological process (GO): protein import into nucleus; ribosomal subunit export from nucleus
Cellular component (GO): nucleus; cytoplasm
Molecular function (GO): GTP binding; GTPase activity
Source: RefSeq, a predicted model, not a curated record
GAUUUUUUUUCUUUCCCCCAAAUAAAAACCUGCAGGUAAAAUAGAACAGUGCUUCCUGUCGCUGUAGGUUACACGGUCUGAUUGAAGACUCUCUCUCUCUCUCUCUCUCUCUCAGUAGUCUUUGAUCAAUGGCUGAAGGUGAACCGCAGGUACAGUUCAAGCUGGUGCUGGUUGGGGACGGUGGUACAGGGAAGACCACCUUUGUGAAGAGACACCUGACUGGAGAGUUUGAGAAGAAAUACGUUGCCACGCUGGGGGUGGAGGUGCACCCCCUGCUCUUUCACACCAACAGAGGGGCAGUGAAAUUCAACGUGUGGGACACGGCCGGCCAGGAGAAGUUCGGGGGGCUGAGGGACGGGUACUACAUACAAGCUCAGUGUGCUGUAAUCAUGUUUGACGUCACGUCGCGUGUCACCUACAAAAACGUCCCCAACUGGCACCGCGACCUGGUGCGCGUCUGUGAAAACAUUCCCAUUGUGCUGUGUGGCAACAAAGUGGAUAUCAAGGAGCGCAAAGUGAAGGCGAAAUCCAUCGUGUUCCACAGGAAGAAGAACCUGCAGUACUACGAUAUCUCUGCGAAGAGUAACUAUAACUUUGAGAAGCCCUUUCUGUGGCUGGGCAGGAAGUUGAUCGGUGACCCCAACCUGGAGUUCGUUGCCAUGCCAGCGCUGGCCCCGCCCGAGGUUUCCAUGGACCCCGCACUGGCAGCCCAAUAUGAGCGGGACCUGAAGGUCGCUUCGGAAACGGCAUUACCAGAUGAGGACGACGACCUCUGACCUACCGAACCUCAACCCUUAGGAUUCCAGAGGGGGGCGGAGUUUCCCUGUUUGAACAUUCUGAACCAAAGCCCCUCUCUCUCACUGUCAUCUCUCGUUCCCUCCUCUCUUCUCCCUCCUUCUGUCAUCUCUCGCUCCCUCCUCUCUUCUCCCUCCCUGUCAUCUCUCGCUCCCUCCUCUCUUCUCCCUCCCUGUCAUCUCUCGCUCCCUCCUCUCUUGGUUAAAUUAUAUGCAGCAAACAGCACUUAAAAAAAUUAAAGUCACAUCAGAAAGAUGUAGAAUUACAUUAUUGUAGGUUUGCUAGCAUGAGAAAUUGAAUGACAGAGCUGGGCAGAGCAGGGCUGCGAAACUGCCAUUCGACAGCAGGGGCAUCCAGUCCUGCUUUCAUUAGAACAGAAUCUUAAAAAAAAAGCAUAUCUACAUAAAAAUCUCUAAAAUGAAACUUAGGAACCAAAAAUGUGUGCUGUGCGUGCUUUCAUUACUUGAAUUAAAACGUUUUUAUAAUCAGAGAUGAAUCUCUCUCUGUCGUGGAGAGACGCAGUCCCAGUGCAAAGUGACUGUUUGAGACAAACUGGUUUCACACCUUCCCACUGCGACAACAAACACCCUGUCACUAGCAACGUGUCACAUUUCAACAGCAGAACAUCUAAAAACACACUUCCCUUUACAACUGAAUACACACACACACACACACAAUCCUGUUCAGGAGGGUCAAAUCCCAGCUCAGCCCGACUCACUGUA